AUGGCGUCGUGGGCGGAGCAGCUGGAGCGCGAGCUCACCGGCCGCGGCCUCGCCGUCGGCUUCGUUCCCGGCAAGGGCCGUGGCCUCGUUGCCACCCGCAGCUUCUUCCCAGGGGAAGUCAUCAUUUGCCAAGAACCCUACGCCUCUACGCCUAACAAGAUCUCGGUUGGGUCGACCUGCGACCAUUGCUUCGCCUCCGGGAAGAUGAAGAAGUGCUCGGGUUGCCAGCUUGCUUGCUACUGUGGGAGCGGGUGCCAGAAAGAAGAAUGGAAACUUCAUCAACCUGAGUGCCAAGCGAUCUCAGCGCUUACAGAAGAUAGGAAGAAGAUGCUUACUCCUACAAUUCGUUUAAUGGUGCGGCUUAUACUAAGAAGACGACGACAAAUUGAAAAGGCCAUUCCAUCUUCAGCAACAGAUAACUACGAUCUGGUGGAUGCGUUGGAGUCCCACAUCUCUAAGGUUGAUGAUAAACAACUGGUCCUCUAUGCGCAGAUGGCCAAUCUUGUGCAGCUGAUUCUCCCUUCAGUUCAACUUGAUCUUAAGGAAAUUGCACAUACUUUUUCCAAGUUUGCCUGUAAUGCCCAUACCAUAUGUGAUCCCGAGCUGAGGCCCCUUGGGACUGGACUGUUCCCUGUCAUAUCAAUUAUUAACCACAGUUGUGUACCAAAUGCAGUUUUGCUGUUUGAGGGUCAGACUGCAUAUGUCCGCGCAUUGGAACCCUUAAGUAACAAUACUGAGGUAUCGAUAAGUUACAUCGAAACUGCAGCGACCACUAUGAAGAGACAGAAUGAUCUCAAGCAGUACUUCUUCAGCUGCAAAUGUCCCCGCUGUAUUAAGGAUUCUGAGGAAGAUGCUCUCCUUGAGGGAUACAUAUGCAAGGACAGAAAGUGUGAUGGGAUUCUGCUGCCUGACACAGGAAAGAAGGCUUAUAAUUGCCAGAAAUGUGGCAUUUAUAGAGAUGGAGAAGAGGUAAAGAAGGUUUCAAGUCAAAUACUAUUAUUAUCUGAUAAAGCCUCUUCACUGCUUUCAUCUGGAAAUAAUAGUGAGGCAGGUUCCGUGUACAAGGUCAUUGAGCAGCUAGAAGAGAAGCUUUACCAUUCUUCCUCAAUCCCUUUGCUGCACACACGUGAAAAACUCCUGAAGAUAUGUAUGGAGUUGCAAGAUUGGCAGACUGCAUUGAUGUAUUGCAGAUUGACGAUUCCAGUUUAUGAAAGAGUUUAUCCACCUUUUCAUCCAAUGACCGGAUUACAAUUUUAUACAUGCGGAAAGCUUGAAUGGUUGCUUGAGUACACAGAGGAUGCUCUAAAAUCUUUAACUAGGGCAGCAGAUGUACUUCAGAUAACACAUGGUACAAAGUCCCAGUUCAUGAAGGAGCUAUUGGGCAGGCUGGAGGAAGCAAGGGCUGAAGUUUCGUUUAAGCUAUCUUCGAGAUGAGCAAAUCUCAUGAGAUUGCUCAUCUCGAAGAUACAACUCACUAUGAGAAAAUAGGGACUAGCCGUCGUGACAUUGUUCACAUAAAUGAUAGAAUCACGUGGGCAGUGCUUGAAGAUACAAAGUAUGAUGGCGUACUUAUGAUGGCAUUGCGAUGUAAGAUUGUCAAGGGGUGGACCAUGUUCGCCACAAACAGUCUGCCUUUGUGUUUUGUUGCAUUUACAAGAUGUUAAAGUUUUGUAAAAUGAUGUAGCAAAAUUAGCGACUUUAUUACUUCUUUGGGCGUUUUUUUUCCCUUGAAGAUGCUUGACUUUCUA
Molecule: messenger RNA, 1748 nt
Organism: Lolium rigidum
Lineage: Eukaryota; Viridiplantae; Streptophyta; Magnoliopsida; Poales; Poaceae
Product: histone-lysine N-methyltransferase ASHR1-like
Exons: 14
Coding region: 1-1434 (477 amino acids)
Cellular component (GO): nucleus
Molecular function (GO): protein binding
Source: RefSeq, a predicted model, not a curated record